AUGCAGUGGCCAUUAGACGUAUACCUCACCGCGAACGAUCACACGUUGACCGUGGUCAAGCGAUCGACGGUGAAGAGCGUGACCAAGUCGACGAGAGAUCCCUCGGUGCGCAUUCCCGCGUCUCGCUUGCGAAGCGGUUCAAAUCAUUUCCGCAUGUUUCAUCGAGAUAGACGCGGCGCUUUCAUGAUCGCUUUGCGUAUCGUACGAAAGCGCACGCUCGAAGAAGUCGCGGCGUCUAUACCAAAAGCCGCCUCCGUGGGUGUGGCGCUACGAAAUGCACUCAAACAUCUCGGAUUCACCGAGAAGGACGACGAAGUCAUCAUGGAAGACGUCGCGUUGGUCUCGCUACGUUGUCCAAUUAGUGGGCAAGUUUGUCGCAAUCCGGCGAGAUUAUCUUCGUGCGUUGGCUUGCAUGCGUUCGACGCGGAGAGCUUUUUGCAACUCAACACGGUGAGUCGAAAGUGGUGCUGUCCGGAGUGUGGUAAAAAGGGCGGUCCGUCGGAUUUGCGCGUCGACAGCUUCAUCAAGUACUGCGUGGAUAAAGUUACAGAACGAGCGUUGAGCAAGGUGAGCCGAAUAGAGAUAAACAAAGACGGACAUUGGCGUCCUCGCGAAGAUGCAGGCGCGCCCCCGUUAGAUGCAUCGCAACUGAGAUGCGUCACUUGGAAACUCGACGGCGACGACGGAAGUCCGACGAGCACGGCGACGAAAGUCAACGGCGUCACCGUCGCCGAAACACCGAACGUGGAGUCGAAAGAAACGAUCGAGUUGGUGAAAACUGACGACGACGGCGAGGACUCUGAACUCGAUGAAGAGGAAGAAUAUCGACGAGCGAUUCGCGAAGCCGCGGAAUUUUGCGGCGCGGGCGGCGCGAGGGCGCCGGGUAAGAGGAAACGCGAACCCGACGUCAUCGUGAUCUCUGAUUCAGAAGACGAUAACCCCGUACAACGAAGUGCUGCGACUCAGUCGACGACGAAACGUCCGAAGUGUAAGCCGUCGUCUGCGCUCACGGCGCGACCUCCCGGCGUCCCUCGUUCCGUCGACUCGCUCAGCCCGCGCUCGCGCGCGAGAGAGAUCCACUUUCGAAUGACACACAGACCGAACCCGUUCUGUCCUACGUCGACCGCGCCGCGCAAUUUGUGA
Molecule: messenger RNA, 1143 nt
Organism: Ostreococcus lucimarinus CCE9901
Lineage: Eukaryota; Viridiplantae; Chlorophyta; Mamiellophyceae; Mamiellales; Bathycoccaceae
Exons: 2
Coding region: 1-1143 (380 amino acids)
Biological process (GO): protein sumoylation
Molecular function (GO): SUMO ligase activity; zinc ion binding
Source: RefSeq, a predicted model, not a curated record